This is a messenger RNA of Xenopus laevis (African clawed frog), 7829 nucleotides long. Its product is annotated as voltage-dependent N-type calcium channel subunit alpha-1B. The transcript has 48 exons. Lineage: Eukaryota; Metazoa; Chordata; Amphibia; Anura; Pipidae. Bases 35 to 6760 code for a protein of 2241 amino acids. The record is from RefSeq and is a predicted model, not a curated record.
UUUUCCUUUACUUUACUCCACUCCAUUUGAAUAUAUGAUUUUAGCAACAAUCAUUGCCAACUGCAUUGUGUUGGCUUUGGAACAGCACCUUCCGGAACAAGACAAGACAGACAUGUCUGGGAGACUGGAAGACACAGAGCCAUACUUUAUUGGAAUAUUCUGUUUUGAAGCCGGUAUCAAAAUUAUCGCCUUGGGGUUUGUUUUCCAUAAAGACUCCUACCUUCGGAAUGGCUGGAAUGUUAUGGACUUUGUGGUAGUGCUGACUGGGAUUCUGGCGACGGCCGGGACAGACUUUGACCUGCGGACGCUGCGGGCGGUUCGAGUGCUGAGACCUCUAAAGCUGGUGUCUGGAAUUCCAAGCCUGCAGGUGGUAUUGAAGUCCAUCAUGAAGGCGAUGGUUCCCUUACUCCAAAUCGGUUUACUCCUCUUCUUCGCUAUUGUCAUGUUCGCUAUUAUUGGCUUGGAGUUUUAUAUGGGCAAGUUCCACAAGGCCUGCUUUUCUGAUGACUCAGAUGAGCCUGUAGGAGAUUUCCCCUGUGGGGAAGAACUUCCAGCCCGACUCUGUGAAAACGGGACCUCCUGUCGGGUUUAUUGGAAGGGGCCAAAUUUCGGAAUCACCAACUUUGAUAACAUCCUGUUCGCUGUUCUGACCGUUUUCCAGUGCAUCACUAUGGAGGGAUGGACAGACAUCCUGUACAACACAAACGAUGCUGUGGGUAACAUGUGGAACUGGCUCUAUUUUAUCCCACUCAUAAUUGUCGGCUCUUUCUUCAUGCUGAACCUGGUUCUGGGUGUCCUCUCAGGGGAAUUUGCUAAGGAACGAGAGCGAGUAGAAAAUCGACGUGCCUUCCUUAAACUCCGACGGCAGCAGCAAAUUGAACGUGAAUUGAAUGGCUACCUGGAGUGGAUCUUCAAAGCUGAGGAAGUCAUGUUGGCUGAGGAGGAUAAGAAUGCAGAGGAGAAGUCCCCCUUAGAUGUACUCAAGAGGGCAACCAUUAAGAAAAGCAAAAAUGACCUUAUCCACGCUGAGGAGGGGGACGACCAUUUCAAUGACAUCUGCUCUGUGGGGUCACCCUUCGCCCGUUCAAGCCUGAAAAGUGCAAAGAAUGAGAGUUCUUCAUACAUUCGCAGAAAAGAAAAGAUGUUCAGGUUCUUUAUCCGCCGCAUGGUGAAAGCUCAGAGUUUCUAUUGGUUUGUCCUCUGCGUGGUGGCGCUUAACACUCUCUGCGUGGCCAUAGUACACUACAACCAACCUCAGUGGCUCACUGAAGCCUUGUAUUAUGCAGAGUUUGUGUUCCUGGGACUUUUCUUGACAGAAAUGUCCAUGAAGAUGUAUGGCCUGGGACCCCGCAAUUACUUCCACUCAUCCUUCAACUGCUUUGAUUUUGGAGUUAUAGUGGGAAGUAUUUUUGAGGUCAUAUGGGCUGCGGUGAAACCAGGUACCUCCUUUGGCAUAAGUGUCCUUAGAGCUCUGCGACUUCUUCGCAUCUUUAAGGUGACCAAGUACUGGAACUCCUUAAGAAAUCUGGUGGUGUCUCUUCUCAACUCUAUGAAGUCCAUCGUCAGCCUACUUUUCCUUCUGUUCCUCUUUAUCGUGGUGUUUGCUCUGCUUGGGAUGCAGCUAUUUGGUGGACAGUUUUAUUUUGAAGAGGAAACACGGAACACAAAUUUUGACACCUUCCCUACCGCAAUCCUUACUGUGUUUCAGAUUUUGACAGGAGAAGACUGGAAUCUUGUCAUGUAUUUUGGCAUUGAGUCGCAGGGCGGCGUCAGUAAAGGAAUGUUCUCGUGCAUCUAUUUCAUCAUUCUGACACUGUUUGGAAACUAUACCCUUCUAAAUGUCUUCUUGGCCAUUGCUGUGGACAACUUAGCAAAUGCUCAAGAGCUAACCAAGGAUGAAGAAGAAAUGGAAGAAGCCACCAACCAGAAGCUGGCUCUACAAAAAGCCAAAGAAGUCGCAGAAGUCAGCCCCAUGUCUGCAACCAACUUGUCCAUCACAGCUUUUGUAAAGCAAACUCAAGGUGCAAUAUCUCGGAGCUCGUCCGUCUCCAACAUAAAUUCACCCAAACAGCAGAAUUCUACCAAGUGUCGCUCUGUAUGGGAACAGCGAACCAGCCAGAUUCGAAAGCACAACUUCCGUGCAAGCUGUGAGGCCCUCUACAGUGAGUUGGAACCUGAGGAACAGCUGCGUUAUGCCACCACCCUACACCUAAGGCCUGAUAUGAAGAGCCAUAUGGAUCGGCCACUUUUGGUAGAGCCACAGGACUCAACUGACACAAAAGAUGGUAGCCCAGAUCCCCCAGCUCCCAAUGAAAUAGAACCAGUUCCUAGUGUGACCACUGAGCCCUCACGUAAACAGCACCGGCACCAUGAUCGAGUAGGUGGAGAACACAAUGAAGGAGGGAGAGAAAAUUGUAAUCACAAUGGAGAUUCAAGUAAUGACAGAGAGGAACGUCAACGUCAACAUAGGAGUCGCAGCAAGGAAGGUGAGGGAGGUAAGGAAACAGGAAGGGGAGAGAGGAACCACAGUCAGGAAAGGGGGAAGCGACACCAUAGAAGGGCUUCUCCUGAGGAUGGGACAGAGAGAGAGCAUCGACGACAUCGUACCCAUCGCCAUUCAGCAGAUAGGCAAGUCAAAGAAGGCAAUGGCCAGCCACUCUCUGGGGGUAAGGGUGAAAGAAAAUCCCGGCACAGAGAUGGUGGUUCAAGAUCUGGAAACAGAGAGGUGGAUGAAACUAACAGAGGAACUGGGGAAAAUGGAGAUGAACCACCAAGGUCACGGCAUCGCAAUAGGCAUAAAGCACUCUCUACGUAUGACACAGAAGAUAAGAAUGAGAACAAAGAGGUUGAUUCAGCAGAAAAAGAGCACCGCAAUCAUAGGCCAAGGGAAAACCAUAAUGAGUCGGAGCUUCCACCUGGCGGGUUGCAGCAGUUGACUGAGCAGCCAGAAGAUGCAGAUAACCAGAAGAAUGUCAACCGCAUGGCACUGCCCCAUCCAGACAGAAGCAGCACCAUCAAUAUUCCAGUGACCAUCACAGCGCCACCUGCAGACAGUGCCGUCAUUCCAAUCAAUAAUAUGGAUUUCGAUGGAAAGUCUGAGGAGAAGAAGGAGAUGGAAGAUGACCUGACCAAGAAUGGUCCCAAACAGAUCUUGCCAUACAGUUCCAUGUUCAUCUUUAGUACCACUAAUCCAGUCCGCCGUCUAUGCCAUUACAUUGUCAGCCUUCGGUACUUUGAGAUGGUCAUCCUGGUAGUGAUUGCACUGAGCAGCAUUGCCCUGGCCGCAGAAGAUCCUGUGCAGGCUGACGCACCCCGCAAUGAUGUUCUAAAAUACAUGGAUUAUAUAUUUACUGGAGUCUUCACCUUUGAGAUGGUUAUUAAGAUGAUUGACCUUGGGCUGCUGCUUCACUCGGGAUCCUAUUUUCGAGAUCUGUGGAACAUUUUGGAUUUCAUUGUGGUUAGCGGUGCCCUGGUGGCCUUUGCAUUCUCGAGUUUUGUUGGAGGUAACAAAGGAAAAGACCUGAACACCAUCAAGUCUUUGAGGGUUUUGCGUGUUUUAAGACCACUGAAAACCAUCAAGCGCCUUCCCAAGCUCAAGGCGGUAUUUGACUGUGUGGUGAACUCUCUGAAGAACGUCCUGAACAUUCUGAUAGUUUACAUGCUCUUCAUGUUUAUCUUUGCUGUCGUCGCAGUUCAGCUCUUCAAGGGCAAGUUCUUCUACUGCACAGAUGAGUCUAAAGAUUUGGAGAAGGAUUGCAGAGGUGAAUAUUUGAAUUAUGAAAAUAAUGAUUUGAGGGCUCAGGCAAGAGAGUGGAAGAAAUAUGAUUUUCACUAUGACAAUGUACUAUGGGCAUUGCUUACCCUGUUCACGGUCUCUACUGGAGAAGGUUGGCCAAAUGUCCUCAAACAUUCAGUAGAUGCCACCUAUGAGGAUCAGGGUCCAAAUCCUGGUUUCAGGAUGGAGAUAUCGAUCUUCUACGUGGUUUAUUUUGUGGUGUUCCCAUUUUUCUUUGUCAACAUUUUUGUGGCUCUGAUUAUCAUCACCUUUCAGGAGCAAGGGGAUAAGGUCAUGUCGGAGUGUAGCCUUGAAAAGAACGAGAGAGCCUGCAUAGACUUUGUCAUCAGUGCCAAGCCUCUCACUCGAUAUAUGCCUCAGAACCGUCAAUCCUUUCAGUACAAGAUGUGGCGAUUCGUUGUGUCCCCUCCAUUUGAAUACUUUAUCAUGGUGAUGAUUGCUCUCAACACCAUUGUGCUCAUGAUGAAGUUUUAUGGGGCCCCACAAACUUAUGAAGACAUGUUGAAAUGCUUGAAUAUUAUCUUCACCUCGAUGUUCUCGCUGGAAUGUAUCUUAAAGAUAAUUGCCUUUGGGGUACUGAAUUAUUUCAGAGACGCCUGGAAUGUGUUUGACUUUGUCACAGUGCUGGGAAGUAUCACUGAUAUUUUAGUUACAGAGAUUGCGGAAAACUUCAUCAACUUGAGCUUCCUGCGGCUUUUCCGAGCUGCCCGACUGAUCAAAUUGUUACGCCAAGGUUACACCAUACGAAUCCUUCUCUGGACCUUCGUGCAGUCUUUUAAGGCCUUGCCAUAUGUCUGCCUCCUAAUUGCCAUGUUGUUCUUCAUCUACGCCAUUAUCGGCAUGCAGGUGUUUGGAAACAUUGCAUUGUCGGAUGAUAACUCCAUAAACAGACACAACAACUUCCGCACCUUCUUUCAAGCUCUAAUGCUCCUGUUCAGGAGUGCCACUGGUGAGGGCUGGCAUGAAAUCAUGCUGUCUUGCCUCAGUCACCAACCCUGCGAUCCUCGAUCUGGCAACACCAAAGAUGAAUGUGGCAGUGACUUUGCAUAUUUUUAUUUUGUCUCUUUCAUCUUCCUGUGCUCUUUCCUGAUGCUGAAUCUUUUUGUUGCUGUCAUUAUGGAUAAUUUCGAGUAUCUGACAAGAGACUCUUCCAUCCUGGGACCACAUCAUCUUGAUGAGUUUAUCAGAGUCUGGGCAGAGUAUGAUCCGGCUGCUUGUGGGCGCAUUGGUUACACUGACAUGUACGAGAUGCUGCGACAUAUGCCCCCUCCCCUUGGUCUGGGGAAGAAAUGCCCUGCACGUGUGGCAUAUAAGCGUCUCGUAAGGAUGAAUAUGCCUAUCUCUGAUACAGACCUGACUGUUCAUUUCACCUCCACCUUGAUGGCUUUGAUCCGAACUGCUCUAGAUGUUAAACUGGCUUCAGGUGGAAUUAAACAACAUGAAUCUGAUGCUGAGCUGAGGAAAGAAAUCUUAUCUGUGUGGCCCAACCUCUCCCAGAAAACUCUGGAUCUUCUUGUACCACCUCAUAAGCCAGAUGCGCUGACUGUUGGAAAGGUCUAUGCCGCUCUAAUGAUCUUUGACUUCUACAAGCAGAAUAAGAACAGCCGUGAUCAGUCUCACCCACAGUCUGGGGUCCUUUCCCAGACUGGUACAGUCUCCUUUUUCCAGCCAUUGAAGGCUACUUUAGAACCAUUUGGAAAUUCCAAAAUGUUUAUCCAUCAGAAGAGCUCGGCUUCUCUAAACAAUGGGGGUGUGAUGCCUGAUCAAGAUACAGGUAUUCGAGAAUCAAGUUCUUGGGGCACUCAACCUGCUACAGAUCCCUUUUCUACUCCAAGGAGCACUGCAUUCCAGAGAGGGCACUCAGAGGAGAUCCAUGCACAAAGAAAUGGCAAACAGUCUGUAGAGAUGAAGCAAAUUGGACAGACGUUGUCUAAUGGAGGGGAACACUCUACGGGCCUGCAGUCUCAGGGUCGUGCAGUUUCCAUGCCACGGCUAGCAGCUGAAACCCACCCGAGAAGCUGCGCUCCUUCCCCUGGAAAUGGUUUCCUGCCCUCAAUUCCUGAUUCCAGUCUGAUGAAGCGGUCUGUUUCUACCCUGACGCCGCCACAGCGAGCCCAGCUGUACGAAUACUCUCUAGAAAGGGUCCCACCUGAGCAAACUCAUCAACACCAUCACCGAUGCCACCGGCGAAAGGAGAGAAAGCAAAAGUCUACAGAGAGAUCACCGCAAAGCGAGGAUGCAGAUGCCCCCACCAGGGAGAGAAAACAUGAAAGAGGACGAUCCCAAGAAAGGAAACAGCAGCCUCCAUCUUCAUUGGAGAAACAGCGAUUCUACUCCUGUGACCGAUAUGGAAGCCGCGACUCUGGCCACCCUCGUCACUGUGAUCACAGCCGGGCACCAUCGCCUAGUGCAAUACAAGAACACAGCACACACAGACAGGGCAGUGGUUCUGCCAUCGGAAGUCCACGACUCACAAGUUCCGGUGCUAGCACCCCAUGCCGGGGGAUGCGGAGACAACUCCCUCAGACUCCUCUUACCCCUCGGCCCAGUGUUACAUACCGGACAGCUCACUCCUCUCCUGUGCACUUUGGAGGGCCUGCUUAUUCCCCGGGGCGUCUUAGUCGGGGUUUAUCAGAGCACAACAAUCUACUAUAUAGCGAUUCCCCCAGCCACUCAGCCUGCACAGUUACUCGAAUUGGGUCCGACCCCUACUUAGGGCCACGCCAGGAUAGCGACAGUUACUGUCCUUUGUCAGAGGAGACAUUAACCUUCGAGGAAGCCUUGGCCAGCAAUUCUGGACGUUCAUCCCGGACUUCCUAUGUGUCUUCUCUGACCUCACAUUCACACCAGCUCUGCAGGGUACCAAAUGGUUACCACUACACCCUGGGGCUUAGCACCGGGCCUGCCACAGCUCCAAGAGGCCGCAGCUACUACAAUGAAGCAGAUGAGGAUGACUGGUGCUAGCACAUGGACCCACAACAUGUUCCCAUUCUUACCUCUGCUUCAGAGGAAAGCCAGAGAUGCAUGGGGAGGGUCAAAGAUGGUGGUCGGUUGCCCGAGUCACUACUGAUGAGUUUUAUCAUCAGCUGAUACUCAAAUUGCCAUGACAAAAGUGUGUGUUAUGGGAGAGCAUAGGCAGCCAUCUUGAAAGAACUCUGAGCACGGGGUGAUUACAGGAAGUGAACAAGCUCAGGUUUACAGAAAGGAGAAAAGGGGCAGCUGACUCUAGGAUGUGCUUUGAAAUAACUCAUGACAAAGCUUCAUUUCGUUUGGGGGGGGGAGAGCAAAGGUGGCAGUUUCCUUUCUUAUUUUUGUGGUAAGACACCAAACUACAGAGGGCAAGGGUAAGAGGUUGAAGAUUAGAAAUGAACAAGGUAGGUGAGAGCAGCAAGGUAAAUGCCGUACAGUAUCAAAAUUUACCAUUCUUAUAGAUUUUCACUGUCAAGAGAUUAUGAAGGUUAUACUCUAUUGCUUUGCUUCCAUUUCUAUACAUUUCUGAUGCUAAUAACCAUGUAAACUAACAGCAGAACACUGAAUUAUGCUCACCUCAUUCUUACAUGCUCAGCUUGCCAUCAAAGACAUAUGGCCCAGCUAUCCCAGUGCCUCAUCCACAGAAACUGCCACAAAAACCAUAUAGCUGUUGUGUUUUUAUAGCAACUUGCAAGAAGCUAGGGCUCUUCUUUCAUUCUGUCCUGUAGAACGUUUCCAAGCUGCUCUGAGACAUCUUGCUACACAACCUAGAAAUACAUCAUCUGAGAAUGUUCCCAUUUACAGAUAUCUUUUAAUAACUGUGUGGCCUGCUGGUUACAUUGGAGGUUUUUGAAUGCUGUUGCUACACCUACAUUGAGAUAUUUUUGAUGUGUGUCUAUGAAGCUUGACUAUCCGUUGACCAUUGUUCAAUCCAAUCCAAAGAAGCCUCACAUUUUUUAGGUGCAGUGUACACUUUGGUUAUGCAUUGGUCCAAACAUGCAUGUAGUUGGUCGCACAUUGUACAACAAUCGAUGUGCAGGCCGCGCACUCCUGGGUAUGAACA